Molecule: messenger RNA, 1023 nt
Organism: Stegodyphus dumicola
Lineage: Eukaryota; Metazoa; Arthropoda; Arachnida; Araneae; Eresidae
Source: RefSeq, a predicted model, not a curated record
AUGGGCAGCCGUAAAAUAAAAGCCCUGUCAACAAUACAAAGACCUUUUGCUCUCAACAUUAGCAAGGCAUAUAGAACAACCCCGACAAAUGCAGCACUUGUGCUUACCGGGCUCACACCCAUUCACAUCAGGGCCAAGUUAGAAGCAAUAUAUGAGCGGGUAAUAAGAUUAAAGGAGAAUGCUGCACUCGAUACCACAGUCUUCAGCACGCUGCAGUACGAAACACCAGGCAGCACACAGCACGUGCACCCAGCACAUAAAAACUCGGGCAUACACGUCAAAAUAGCAAGGAGAUCUACGCCGCGAAUAGAGGAUGUACCAGUCGCCUUGCAAUUCUACACAGAUGGCUCCAAACAUGAUAACGGAGUGGGUUGUGCUUAUGCUUGUUAUGAGCAUGGUACACUUCACAGUCAAUGGAAAGGUCAUCUUGCAGCUCACAAUAGUAUCUUCCAGGCGGAGGCCAUAGCAAUUGAAGCGGCAAUACAGUACGCACAUGACAUACAACUUGCACGAACAGAAAUAUGCACAGACAGUAUAUCAGUGCUGCAGGCAUUAAAGAAUCAUCAUCACACAUCUCCCAUAAUCCUGCAAAUCCAACAGACAUUGCAUAGCAACCAGCAAUCUAACAUCAAGCUAAAAUGGGUAAGAGGUCACUCUGGGAUCGCAGGCAAUGAGAUGGCAGAUCAACUGGCCAAUGAGGCAGCAACCAACAAUAAUGCACAGGCUGUCUCAGCACUAAUCCCGCCGUCAUUUUUAAAAAGACAACUAAGAGACAUAGGGAAUAAACAAUGGCAACACGAAUGGGAGAAUGGAGAUACCGGCAGAAGGACUUUCGAAUUCUACCCUGUAGUAGAUAAAGAACGCUUACAGGCCAUAUACCCUUUGGUAAACUAUAUCACGGGGCAUGGUCCUUUUCCCACCUUCUUUUAUAAGCGUGCUAUCUCCAUGACAUAUCUCCGCACACACAUGAGCGUGUGUGUGCGGGGAAAUCGGCUCCCCCGACCACUACGUGUUCAACUGUAG